AUGGGGCUAGAGUUUGAGAAGGGCAACGCCCAGAGGGGCUCCUUGUUCUUUAGGAAGCUAUCCCCGGAGCUCAGACGGCAAAUCUUCAUCUAUCUAUUUGGAGGGUCAAAGGUGCACAUCAAGUUUCUCCAAAGCAAUGAGCAGCUCAAGCGUGAGGGCCAUCCUAAAUCGUCAAGGGUCCCGGGGUGGUGUCACUGCGUCUGCAGAAAAGGGUUAAAAGUACCUAUCCAUCCACACUCAGAAAAAGACCACAAAUGGUGUUACCUGUCGGCGAAUAUUAUAUUUACCUGCAAAUGGGCCUAUCAGAGCGGUCUUCCUGUGCUCUAUCGUACGAACGAACUCAUCCUAGACAAUCCGCAGGACUACACAAUGUUCAGCUCUUGGUUCAACGCCAAGCAAAAGUAUAUUCGAUCAAUGAGCUUGCAUCUCGAAUGCCCGGCUGUCUACGAUGCUCACGAGGGUCUCUGCCACUUGUCUACCGCAUUGCCUAAAUCCUUGCUACUGCAACGCCUGGAAGUGCGAAUGCUCCUCACUGGUCUUGGAACUCAUCAUGGAGGCUUGGAAAGGGACAAAGAAUUGAUGUUGAGAUGUCUUAGAAUGUUCCUGCGGGGUGGCCUGAGCAAAGGCAAGGUUGAGCUGCUUGUGUUGCAUCUGCCGGAAGCUAUGAAAGCGAUCGUGGAAGGCGAUAAACAAGGCGAUGUUGCGAUUUGGGAAAAUGUCGAUUGCCAGUUUGAACCUGACGAUGGGUUUGUUAAUGAUGACAAUCGCCCAGAAGAAGAAGCUCCGGAGUCCGACGACGAGAACCAUGGCCUCUAUAUCUUUCCCACACAAGGGGACUUCUAA
Messenger RNA from Fusarium odoratissimum NRRL 54006, 843 nucleotides. RefSeq lists its product as uncharacterized. NCBI's taxonomy places the organism in Eukaryota, Fungi, Ascomycota, Sordariomycetes, Hypocreales, Nectriaceae. The transcript is spliced from 2 exons. Bases 1 to 843 code for a protein of 280 amino acids. The record is from RefSeq and is a predicted model, not a curated record.